AUGGCGCGGCUCGGCGCUGUCGUGGCGGUGUACUUCUUGGCGGCGGCGCUCGCGGCGGAGGGCAUUCUCGACCCGGUGGACUUCCUCGCGCUGCAGGCGGUGCGGAGGUCGCUCGACGACAUGCCGGGCUCCGCCUUCUUCGACGCCUGGGACUUCACGGCGGACCCCUGCGGCUUCCCCGGCGUCUACUGCGACGGGAACAGGGUGUCGGCGCUCGCGCUCGGCGACCCCAGGGCCGGGUCGCCGGGGCUCACCGGGAGGCUCGACCCGGCGCUCGGCCGGAUGUCGGCGCUCACCGAGCUCUCGCUCAUCCUCUGCCACAACCAGCUCACCGGUGGCAUCCCCUCAUUCCCGGACUCCUCGCCGCUCCUCCGGAUGGACCUCAAGCACAAUGCCCUCUCCGGCGGCGUGCCCAGCCUGCCGGGCUCGCUGCAGUACCUCUCGCUCGCGGCGAACCGUCUCACCGGCAACGUCGACUCCAUGCUGCCCCGGCUGACUCGGCUCAACUACCUCGACCUCAGCAUGAACCAGCUCCAGGGGCCGGUCCCGGCGUCCGUCUUCACGUUGCCGCUCUCCGUGCUCCAGCUCCAGCGCAACUUCUUCUCCGGCCUCCUCCAGCCGACGAGCGACGUGACGAUCCCGGUGGUGGACCUGAGCUACAACCGGUUCUGGGGGCCUCUGUCGCCGCUCCUGGCGGGCGUCGGGCAGCUGUACCUGAACAACAACCGGUUCACCGGCGACGUGCCGUCGCGGCUGGUGCAGGAGCUGGUGGGCACCGGCGGGCUGCAGCUGCUGUACCUGCAGCACAACUUCCUGACCGGCAUCGAGAUAUCGCCGUCGUCGUCGCUCCCCUCCGGCGUCUCGCUCUGCCUGAUGUACAACUGCAUGGUGCCGCCGGUGUACGCGCCGUGCCCGAUCAAGGCCGGCACGCAGAACACCCGGCCGGCCGACCAGUGCCCGGAAUGGAGGGGCUGA
Triticum turgidum subsp. durum (durum wheat) is the source of this 975-nucleotide messenger RNA. The record is from the annotation of a GenBank genome assembly. NCBI's taxonomy places the organism in Eukaryota, Viridiplantae, Streptophyta, Magnoliopsida, Poales, Poaceae.